Messenger RNA from Erigeron canadensis, 1572 nucleotides. Its product is annotated as UDP-glycosyltransferase 43-like. Bases 86 to 1477 code for a protein of 463 amino acids. NCBI's taxonomy places the organism in Eukaryota, Viridiplantae, Streptophyta, Magnoliopsida, Asterales, Asteraceae. Gene Ontology annotation, molecular function: UDP-glycosyltransferase activity. The transcript has a single exon. The record is from RefSeq and is a predicted model, not a curated record.
UGAUCUCUUGCUUUCAAUAUUUGAACACAUCUCUGUUUAUAUAUAUAUACAAAGUCCAAAAGGAGAUCAAGCAAUAGUUCAACAAAUGAUGAAUAAACGAACCGAGGUAGCAAUUAUCGCAACCCCCACAAUUGGCAACCUUGUGCCAGCCGUGGAGUUCGCCACACACUUGAUCAACCAUCAUUCGAAUCGUAUAUCCGUCACAAUACUCGACAUCUCCAUGCCUCAAUGGCCACUAGUCCACGACUACAUCCAAUCGCACACUUCAACCCAACACAUCCGGUUCAUCAAACUUAGCCCACCUAACUCUGAUCAACCCAUAGACCGACACAAAUCGGUCAUCGAGUUCAUUUCACUUCAUAUCAAAAAUCAUAAACAUAUAAUUAAGGAAACACUUAAAAACAUUCCACUUGUAGGAUUAUUCAUUGAUAUGUUUUGUACUUCCAUGAUUGAUGUUGCCAAUGAACUUAACAUUCCAUGUUACAUGUUUUUUCAAUCUCCUGCGGCUUAUCUUAGCUUUGUACUUCACCUCACAGCUCUGGUCGCAAAACCAGGUUCUGUGACCGAGUUAAAAGUACCAGGUUUUACUAACCUGGUACCACCAAAUGCUUUUCCAUCUUAUUGUAUAGAUAAAGAUGAACUUGGUUACUCAUGUUUUAUACAUCACACACUUAGGUACAAAGAGACCAAGGGUAUUGUCGUAAAUACGUUCCAAGAGCUCGAACCCUAUGUACUUGAAUCUUUGUCUUCUAGUUAUAAUAUACCACCGGUUUACCCGGUUGGGCCGAUUAUUGAUCAUGCAGGACCGGCUAAGUGGCAUGGAAACCGGUCCGCUCAUGAAAAGAUCAUUCAAUGGCUAGAUCAACAACCCGAGUCAUCGGUUGUUUUUUUGUGUUUUGGUAGCAUGGGGAGCUUGAACCGGGUUCAAGUGAGAGAAAUAGCAACCGGUUUAGAGAAAUCUGGAUACCGGUUUUUGUGGACUAUACGUGAACCGCCAAAAGGAAAGCUAGCGCUUCCAAACGAUUAUCAUGAUUUUGAUGAUGAUCUGUUUCCAAAUGGGUUCAUUGAUCGGACGGUUGGUAGAGGUUUGGUGUGCGGGUGGGUCUCACAAGUAAGUGUGUUGGCCCACAACGCGAUUGGUGGGUUCGUGUCACAUUGUGGUUGGAACUCGAUACUGGAGAGUAUAUGGUACGGUGUGCCAAUUGCCACAUGGCCUUUGUAUGCUGAACAACAUUUGAACGCAUUUGAAAUGGUCAAAGAGCUUGGAUUGAGUAUGGAGAUAAAAAGAUUGGAUGAUAAAAAGAGCGAUUUAGUGUUGGCCCAUGAUGUGGAGAAAGGUGUGAGGGAGUUGAUGGAUGGUGAGUUAAGGAAAAAAGUGAAAGAGAUGAGUGAAAAGUGUAAGAAGACUCUGGUGAAAAAUGGGACUUCUUAUCAAGCUUUAGAUGACUUGGUAAAUGGUAUUUUACCUCAUGUUUAAAAACCUGAUUUUUGGUUUGCCUUUUUUGUGUUUUUAUUCUAUCAACUUGAGAAGUGAAUUUAAAUGAUACUUAUUAUUUUUCAUUUUAACUCAAA